This is a messenger RNA of Emys orbicularis (European pond turtle), 2064 nucleotides long. It is a transcript of the gene DDX4, whose product is annotated as DEAD-box helicase 4. The record is from RefSeq and is a predicted model, not a curated record. Gene Ontology annotation, biological process: gamete generation; cell differentiation. Gene Ontology annotation, molecular function: ATP binding; RNA binding; RNA helicase activity. The transcript has 20 exons. The coding region runs from base 1 to 2064 and encodes 687 amino acids. Lineage: Eukaryota; Metazoa; Chordata; Testudines; Emydidae. Gene Ontology annotation, cellular component: P granule; nucleus.
AUGGGAGAUGAGGACUGGGACGCCGAGAUCCAGGACCGCAUGGCAUCCUUCGUACCAGACUUCCAGCAGCUGGAUAACUUUUCUGGAAGAGCAAAUGACCCCUCAUUUAGUUGCAAUCAAAGCAGAAAUUCAGCAGAUGCUGGUGUGGGACGUAACAGAAGUCAACACAUGCGGGGUGGCUUUGGUACUGGAAGGAGUUUUGGGAAUAGAGGAAAUAAAUUUGAAGAAAGAAGAAACUCUGGAUUUGAGAGAGAAUCUACUGAAGAUGGCCAAUCAAGAGCGCUUUCAAGGAGAGGAGGUUUUCAGGAAGGAAGCUAUUCAGAAAGUCUUGGCACACAAAGAGGUGUUGCAGGGGGUUUCAGAGGUGGCCGUGUAGGAUUUGCACAAAGUCAAAAUAAUGAAAAUGAGCAACGAGGACAGCAGUCUGGUAGCGUCCUUAUCUCUAGGAGAGGAGGGUUUGGAGGUCCUACAGGUGAUAAUGACAAUAAUAGAAGCAGAGGAUUUGGAAGCAAAGGAGGAUACAGAGGUUACAACGAAGAAGUAAUUGCAGGUUCAGGAAGAAGUUCUUGGAAAUCACACGACAAAACAGAAAGUGGUGAUAAUCAAGGUCCAAAGGUGACCUAUGUGCCUCCACCUCCACCUGACAAUGAAGAAGCCAUCUUUGCACACUACCAGACAGGAAUUAAUUUUGAUAAAUAUGACACAAUUCUUGUGGAAGUGUCAGGACUUGAUCCUCCACCAGCAAUACUGACUUUUGAAGAAGCUAAUCUUUGUCAAACAUUAAACAAGAACAUUGCUAAAGCUGGAUAUUUGAAACUUACGCCAGUGCAGAAGUAUAGUAUUCCUAUUAUACUUGCAGGGAGAGAUUUAAUGGCAUGUGCCCAGACAGGAUCUGGAAAAACGGCAGCUUUUCUUUUGCCAAUUUUGGCUCACAUGAUGAAAGAUGGGGUAACUGCCAGUCACUUCAAAGAGCAGCAGGAACCAGAAUGUAUUAUUGUAGCCCCAACUAGAGAACUGAUAAACCAGAUCUUUCUGGAAGCAAGAAAGUUUUCAUACGGAACUUGCAUAAGGCCAGUUGUGAUAUAUGGAGGUACGCAAACAGGUCAUUCAAUUCGUCAGAUAAUGCAAGGCUGUAAUAUAUUGUGUGCUACCCCGGGAAGGCUUAUGGACGUCAUAGGUAAAGAAAAGAUUGGAUUGCAUAAAGUGAGAUAUUUGGUGUUAGACGAAGCCGACCGUAUGCUCGAUAUGGGUUUUGGUCCAGAGAUGAAGAAAUUAAUCUCUUGCCCAGGCAUGCCAUCAAAAGAUAGGCGUCAAACACUAAUGUUUAGUGCCACUUUCCCGGAAGAAAUUCAGAGGCUGGCUGGAGAAUUUUUGAAACCUGAAUACUUAUUUGUUGCUGUUGGACAAGUGGGUGGAGCCUGCAGUGAUGUUCAGCAGACCAUUCUUCAAGUUUCCCAAUAUUCCAAGAGAGCGAAACUGGUUGAAAUUCUACAAAGCAUAAGAGAUGAGCGAACUAUGGUGUUUGUGGAAACAAAGAAAAAAGCAGACUUCAUUGCAACCUUUCUUUGUCAAGAAAAAAUACCAACCACCAGUAUUCAUGGUGAUCGGGAACAGAGAGAGCGAGAAGAGGCUCUUCGGGACUUUCGCUUUGGAAAAUGUCCUGUUCUUGUUGCUACUUCAGUAGCAGCAAGAGGCCUGGAUAUUGAAAAAGUUCAACAUGUUAUUAAUUUUGAUCUUCCUUCCACUAUUGAUGAAUAUGUUCACCGGAUUGGGCGAACUGGACGCUGUGGGAACAUCGGAAAAGCGAUUUCUUUCUUUGAUUCUGUUUCCGACAGCCACAUAGCGCAACCUCUGGUUAAAGUGCUUUCAGAUGCUCAGCAGGAAGUUCCAUCAUGGCUGGAAGAAAUUGCGUUUAGUGCUCAGGGAAUUGGCUUUAGCAAUCCAAGAGGAAAUAUCUUUGCAUCUGUUGAUACUCGAAAGAUUUACCAAGGCAAAGACAGUAUGAACACAGGAGGACUUACUAUGUCAUCUACUACAGGUACAGCUGAUGAGUCGUGGGAUUAA